Pelagomonas calceolata is the source of this 2414-nucleotide messenger RNA. The record is from the annotation of a GenBank genome assembly. NCBI's taxonomy places the organism in Eukaryota, Pelagophyceae, Pelagomonadales, Pelagomonadaceae.
UUUAAUUCGACAGAGAGCAUCUCCGAUCGCUCGGGGCCGCCCACACGAGACCACUCGUUGAAAUCGACCGGAUCUCCUUCUGAUCGAUCUAACGACCGCGCGCGCGCGCUGUCGCGCUGCGCCGCGCGCGCUCUCUCGGCGCGGCGCCGCAUCUCACUCAGCUGAGCAAGCACCAGCCGUCCUCAGGACGCCGGCGCCGCGCCAGCGAGAGCGAUGCUUCAGCGCGACCGCCGAGGCGGCGGUGGCGGCCCGCGGCUCUGAGGCGCGCCGCGCGUGGUGACGUGGGCUCGCGCCGCGGACGGGGCGCGGUCUCGGACGGCGUCUGCCUCACAGGCCAGAAAGCCGUCGCCGCCCUGCCUGCGUCCGUCGCCGCGCCACGGCCACCGCAUCAUGGGCAAGAAGACCACGAAGAAGUCCGAGACGGACGCGGAAGGCCGGAAAAAGAUGGUCGAGGCCGCGGUCGACCUCCUCCAGGGCAAGUACGCGGACCUGCCGGGCAACGACCAGAAGAAGUGUCGGGACGAGGCCCUGCUAGAAGACGUGCGGGUCAAGAUGGGUUGGGAUUAUGCCCCCGGGUCGGGGUUCCUCUUCGACGAGGUCCGCGACCACCGCGAGCGAGCCGAGGCGCCCGAGCAGGAGAAGCCGAAGCGGCGCGCGCCCACGCGCCGCCGCUCGCCCUCGCCGAGCCCGCCGCCGCCGGCCAAGCGCUCGGAGCCGACGCCGGCGCCGGCCAAGCCCGCGCCGCUCGCGGAGCAGGACCUGAACGAGGGCCAGCCGUGCGCCGCGACCGCGGAAGCUUCCAGCGAGCUCGCCCAGUUCCGCGCCGCCGUCGAGCUGGCCGAGAAGGCGCGCACGGGCGAGAAGGUCGUCCUGCCCGGCAGCGGUGGACUAAAGGCGUGCGAGGUACGACUCGCCGGCGAGGGCGACGAUAAGUGGCGGCCCUUCAAGACGCGCAAGGAUGCAGCAGCGGCGUUCCCCGGCCUCACUGCACCUUACGUCUCCCAGCUCUGCAACAACACGGCCACGUCGGCGGUCUGCGCCAAGUGGGAGGCGCGCGACGUGGACGAGGGCGCCUCCAUCAGCAAAGCACAGGCCUACGUGUCGUUGCUCAGCGGCGCCGGGUUUCGCUUUAACAACGCGAACGUGGGCUCGGAUGCGGACGCUUUGGCUGUUGUCCAGCGCGGUGGGUGGAAGGUCGUCGACCUGCCGCCGCCCCAGUCCUGGGAGGACGCGCUCAAAAGCAUGGGCGAGUUCAACGAGUCGCAGUUGCGCAACUUCGCGGCGGCGACGGCCGAGGCCGAGGCGGCGCGCGUCGACCAGGCGAGGACGGCGCAUCUUGCAUCUGUACGCCCCACACAGAUACUGUCGCGCCGGGCGGCGGCGGCGGCCGGCGCGCGCGAGACCGAGGAGGCGCACAACGAAUUAGUCGAGGAGGAGAUCUUCGACGAGGGGGGCCUGCGGGAGAUCAAGGUCGACGCGGACAACCUCGAGCUCUUCCUCAAGGACCACGAGUUCCGCCGGGACGAUGAGGAGGUGUGGGUCAAGUACAAGGACAAGUGGGUCAUCCUCAAGGCCGGGCCGUGGCCGAAACGGUACGCGUUCGGCUCGGCGGGCAGCGCGCUCUGCGUCGCGGCGGCGCGGGCCUGGCGCGGCAAGCCCGGCGAGGCCGUCGCGACGCUGCGGCGCCUGGUGGUCGGCGAGGCCAUCGCCAUGACUAGGGCGGCCGCGGACUGCACCGAGGGCUGGGCCCAUGCCGGCCGCCAGGGCCGGUGGGCGCUGACGGCGACGCCGCGGCCGCCGGGGCGGGACCACGCCCGCGGGCUCGACUUCGACCCGGUCGAGGCGAUGGGCGCCAUCGGCCUCUCGCUGCUGCGCGAGACGCCGGCGACGCAGGACGACGGCGAGCCUCUCGACGGCGGCUUCUUCAAGUGCCGCUUCGCGCUCGACGCGACCGUCGGCACCUGGGGCGCGUUCGCCACGGAGAGCGACCGCCUCCGGGACCGGUUGUUGCGGACCUCGCCCGACGACCGCCGCCUCGACGCCUUCGGCGCGGUGGCCUCGUACCGCCGGAACACCGCCGGCGCUUCUGAGCCGGGCACGGUGGCGCUCUGGCUCUCCAGGGCGCACCGCGCGCGCGGGCCGUCGCAGCACUGGGCGACCCUCCACAACUUCCUCAGCCGCGAGGGCUUCCCGAUCUACGCCGAGCUGAUGCGCCGCGGCAACAAAUACUGCGUGCCGCUCGAGUUCCUGGCGUACCGCGACCCGACGAAGGGCGGCCCCUUCCACGUCGACGCCGCGACGCUCCUCCUCCUCUCGAAGGGCUAGGCGGCAGCCCCUCGUUCGUAGCCGCACAAGGCGCUACGACGCACAUCCCCCCCCGUGCCUAAAAGGGGCACAUCGUAUUUACUUCUCUG